AUGACGACCUUCUGGGGCAUUUUCACCUAUGCUGCGAUCCCAUCGGGAUUCGUUGUCAUGCUCCUGCUGCUCAGCGACAUCGCCUUCCUUAUGCAGGUGGCCUCAAAGGUCAUGCGUGCACCCUCGCCAGUGACGCUGGGCAAUCUUCGGCUAAACGUCGCCGUGCUGAUGACAGCUUUCUGUGGUAUCCUCACAGUGAUCACUUACGCAAGUGUGCAGCGCGCGCAGGCCAAGACGCAGAAGAUCGGUGCCUUGGAGCGAGAGACCUCGAACCUGUUCUACGUGGAGCGGAACUACUGGCUCUCGAUCCUGGCCCUGACGAUUUGGGUCACUUCCUGGAGACUCGAGGUUCUGUACCGUGAGCGUCCGCACCGUCCGGCCUUUGCGCUGAACUUGAGGCCCAGCAAGGCCUUGUGGAUCGGGGUUGGCGUCGCCGCGCUACUGGUCGCGGAUUUGCCGCUGUGCCGGCUGAACUACCAGUUCCAGAUCUACUCGUAUGUCACGCCGGGCAAGGACAGUCUGCAGGCCUCGCCGCUUGCAGCUGAGUGCAACGGUGUCUACGCGAGCGAAGGGGGCAGGUGCAGCGAGUUUUGUCAACAAGUGCGGUUACUCUCCGAAGAACGCCUCGCAUCGGUGCAUUUCGCCCGCAAGUGGCACGUUCUCGGCCGGUGGUCUGCAGAGGUCUUCGACAUGGCGCGGGAUGUACAGCAGGAUUCCAGCCAUGUGAGCCAACUCUUUCAAAAGAAGCCCUGCGUGGACGUCCUGAAGAGCGUUGACAAGAGCAACGACAUGGUCAAUGCUUUCUGCCUCGUCCUUGCAGGGGUAGCAGUGCUGGUCGCGUUUGCGGCAUUUUCGCAAGUUCUGGGCGAUGCAGUCGAGACGAACCUUCAUUCUGAUUGA
Messenger RNA from Symbiodinium sp. CCMP2456, 900 nucleotides. The record is from the annotation of a GenBank genome assembly. NCBI's taxonomy places the organism in Eukaryota, Dinophyceae, Suessiales, Symbiodiniaceae.